AUGCCCUGUUUGAUAGUCUUGAAUGUAAACCAAUCAAAUUUUUCAAUUGUUAAUUACACUGGAAAUCAAUUAAUUUUGAACGAUGAGAGACUACAGUAUUUUGCGUGUCAAGAAUGUUCAAAUAAAGUCGUUGUGUUGCACAAUAGCAAACUCUACAACAACAAAUUCUUUUUAGAUGUUCAGAAAUACACAAAUUUCAAUGUCGUGCAAAUUGAUAUGCCACAAAUUGUGGUAUUCGAGAAGAAUACUGAGGUACUUUUUGAAGCUAAAAUGGGAAGUUUGGCAUACACGCCACUGUUUAUAAGUAUUUUGAAGUUAGAGAAUGAUGUUAUACUUCGAAAUUACAGUUACGAAAUAUUUGAUUUUAAAGUUACAAAUACAGAUGUGGUGGUGUUAUUGGGACAUGUCGGGAAUGCAACAUUCAGUGGAAUGACAUGUAAGAAAGUGGUAAUGGGUAAUGUCAAGUUGAUCAAUUGUAUCAAUUGUAAUAUUGAAAUGCUCGAAGCAAAAAAAAUAUUGAAAACUCACUUACAAAAGGUCUAA
This is a messenger RNA of Entamoeba invadens IP1, 543 nucleotides long. RefSeq lists its product as hypothetical. The coding region runs from base 1 to 543 and encodes 180 amino acids. NCBI's taxonomy places the organism in Eukaryota, Evosea, Mastigamoebida, Endamoebidae. The transcript has 2 exons. The record is from RefSeq and is a predicted model, not a curated record.